Messenger RNA from Haemorhous mexicanus (house finch), 3595 nucleotides. RefSeq names its product aldehyde dehydrogenase 1 family member L2 (gene ALDH1L2). Lineage: Eukaryota; Metazoa; Chordata; Aves; Passeriformes; Fringillidae. Bases 90 to 2858 code for a protein of 922 amino acids. The transcript is spliced from 23 exons. Gene Ontology annotation, cellular component: cytoplasm. The record is from RefSeq and is a predicted model, not a curated record. Gene Ontology annotation, biological process: 10-formyltetrahydrofolate catabolic process; biosynthetic process; one-carbon metabolic process. Gene Ontology annotation, molecular function: aldehyde dehydrogenase (NAD+) activity; formyltetrahydrofolate dehydrogenase activity.
GGCGCCAGCGGCAUCGGCGCGGGUUGCAUCAGACGAGGCGCUCCGCCACGGCCGCGCAGCCGGCUCCGUGUUGGCCGAACGGACGCAAGAUGCUGCUGACAGCACCCCGGCUGCUGCGGACCAUCUGCACCACGGCUGCGGCUUAUCAACAUAAGCUAAAGCUAGCUCUUAUAGGUCAAAGUAUUUUUGGACAAGAAGUUUACAACAAGCUGAGAAAAGAAGGACAUAAGGUUGUGGGUGUAUUCACUGUGCCUGACAAGAAUGGACAAGCUGAUCCUUUGGCACUGGCAGCCGAGAAGGAUGGUACACCUGUUUUUAAGUUCCCCAAAUGGAGAGCUAAAGGCAAGCCUAUCCAGGAAGUAGUUGCAGCCUACAAAUCAGUUGGAGCAGAGUUAAAUGUCCUUCCAUUCUGUACACAGUUUAUCCCCAUGGAUGUUAUUGACUGCCCAAAACAUGGCUCUAUUAUUUACCAUCCAUCCAUCCUCCCACGCCACCGGGGAGCUUCUGCAAUAAACUGGACUUUAAUUCAAGGAGAUAAGAAAGCAGGAUUUACUAUUUUUUGGGCUGAUGAUGGUUUGGACACUGGACCAAUACUUCUACAGCGAGAAUGUGAUGUUGGCCAAAAUGAUACUGUGGAUGACCUGUAUAACCGGUUUCUCUUCCCAGAAGGAAUAAAGGCUAUGGUGGAAGCUGUACAUCUAAUUGCUGAUGGUAAGGCCCCUCGUAUACCUCAGCCUAAAGAAGGGGCAACAUAUGAAGGGAUCCAGAAAAAGGAAAAUGCAGAGAUCUUCUGGGAACAACCUGCAGCAGCUUUGCACAAUUGGAUUCGAGGGCAUGAUAAAGUGCCUGGAGCAUGGACAACAAUAAAUGGACAGGUGGUUACUUUUUAUGGCUCAUCAUUACUUGAUGCUUCAGUGCCUGCUGGACAAGAGCUGACAAUAAAAGGUGCUUCAAGACCAGGACUUGUGACAAAGAAUGGUCUAGUAGUUUUUGGAAAUGAUGGGAAGAUGGUACUAGUGAGAAAUCUGCAGUUUGAGGAUGGAAAAAUGAUCCCUGCAUCUAAAUACUUCUCUGCUGAUGAAACAACUGCCCUGGAAUUUACAGAAAAGGAGAAAAAGAUUGCAGAAGAUAUCAGAGCUAUUUGGAAGGGAAUUUUAAGCAAUGUUGCUGCAAUUGAGGAUUCCACAGACUUCUUCAAAUCUGGAGCAUCCUCUAUGCAUGUUGUCAGAAUGCUAGAAGAGAUCAAACAGAAACAUUGUGGACUGCAGCUACAGAAUGAAGAUGUGUAUAUGGCCACUAAGUUUGCAGACUUUAUUCAGAUGGCUGUCAGAAAACUCAGAGGAGAAGACAAAGAAGAAGAGUUAGUCAUUGAUUAUGUUUCAAAAAAUAUGAACAACAUGACUGUGAAUAUGCCAUACCAAUGCUUCAUAAAUGGGAAAUUUAUAGAUGCUGAUGAUGGAAAAACAUAUGACACUAUAAAUCCAGCAGAUGGAUCAGUAAUAGCCAGUGUAUCUUCUGCCUCAGUGGCUGAUGUUGACAAGGCAGUGGCAGCAGCAAAGGAAGCUUUUGAAAAUGGUGAAUGGGGGAGGAUGAAUGCAAGGGAAAGAGGGCGACUCAUGUACAGACUUGCAGACCUGAUGGAAGAACAUCAAGAGGAGUUAGCUACAAUAGAGUCUAUUGACUCAGGAGCUGUCUACACUUUAGCUCUGAAGACUCAUAUUGGAAUGUCUGUGCAAACAUUCAGAUACUUUGCUGGAUGGUGUGACAAAAUUCAGGGUGCUACAAUUCCAAUUAACCAGGCCCGGCCAAACCAUAAUCUAACAUUCACCAAGAAAGAGCCAAUUGGUGUCUGUGCAAUUAUUAUCCCCUGGAAUUACCCACUGAUGAUGCUUGCAUGGAAGAGCGCAGCGUGCUUGGCUGCAGGCAAUACCCUUGUACUCAAACCAGCUCAGGUCACACCUCUGACUUCCUUGAAGUUUGCAGAACUCUCAGCUAAAGCUGGAUUUCCUAAGGGUGUUAUAAAUAUUCUGCCUGGUUCAGGUGGCUUAGUGGGACAGCACCUCUCUGAACAUCCAGAUGUUCGCAAAGUUGGAUUCACUGGUUCAACACCAACUGGUAAACAGAUCAUGAAGAGUGCAGCUGCUAACCUGAAGAAAGUUUCUCUGGAACUUGGUGGCAAAUCACCAUUGAUCAUAUUCAGUGACUGUGAACUUGACAGAGCCGUAAAAAUGGGUAUGGGAGCCGUGUAUUUCAACAAAGGAGAAAACUGCAUUGCAGCUGGCAGGCUGUUUGUGGAAGAAUCAAUUCAUGAUGAGUUUGUUAGAAAAGUGGUUGAAGAAAUAAAAAAGAUGAAAAUUGGUGACCCACUUGACAGAUCUACAGAUCAUGGUCCACAAAAUCACAAGGCACAUUUGGAAAAGCUGCUGCAAUACUGUGAAACUGGAGUAAAAGAAGGAGCUACUCUAGUGUAUGGAGGAAGACAAGUACAUAGACCAGGUUUCUUCAUGGAACCCACUGUAUUCACAGAUGUUGAAGACCAUAUGUAUAUCGCCCAGGAAGAAUCCUUUGGUCCUGUGAUGGUCAUCUCUAAAUUUAAAAAUGGGGAUGUCGAUGGAGUAUUGCAACGGGCAAAUGCCACAGAAUAUGGCUUAGCUUCAGGAGUUUUCACAAAAGACAUAAACAAAGCUCUGUACAUCAGUGAAAAGCUAGAAGCCGGGACAGUUUUUAUUAACACUUACAACAAAACUGAUGUGGCCGCGCCAUUUGGAGGAUUUAAGCUGUCUGGCUUUGGGAAAGAUUUAGGUGAAGAAGCUCUUCAUGAAUAUCUCAGAACCAAAGCCAUCACUGUAGAAUAUUAAAGUAACAGCUUCACUUUGGAAGCAGACUUUCAGCAGAGUUUGAAUCUCGAUUACCACACGAAGCGCUUGAUACCACAUCUAUGAUAUGCUGUCUGCAGUACUACAACCAAAAAAAAAAACAAAGUAAAAUACUCAUUCCAUGGAUAAAUUUCUAUAAAUUAGGUCCAGAUUUUAAUCUGACAGACAAUGGCUUUUGGAAAUCACCCUGAAGUUAUUUAAAUUAUGUAGCAGCAACUGUUGGUAGCACAAUUUCCUCUGUCAAACCCCCAGCAAAACCCCCCGAAGAAUAUGGUUCAGUUUAUGUUUUUUAAAUAGAACUGAAGAAUAAGUUCUCACACACCUACUUCAUAUUUCUGUGACAUAAUGUUUACAUGGUCAUUUUAAAUCCUUAGUCAUUAGGCUUUCAAAGUUGAAUAUACUGAUUAUGCCAUUUUUGCUAUAAACUAGUUCAGGUUUUAUGGUAGCAAUUAAACACUCUGCUCUGGUGACUUUUCAGCAGUACAGAAAACCUUUGUGCCAUAAGAAGUAAAUCAAUGCAAGGAAGUGCACUUACUAUGAUCUUUGUAUAGUACAUACAGAGUUCAAUAUUGGUGUUAAACUAUGCAUAUCAAGCUAAAGUUACUGAAAAUAUUUUCUACCUUUUUGUUGAUAGAGAAUGUGUGAUCUGCCUACAGUUUGAAAGGUGGUUACAUUAAUGGAUUAAAAUCACAUUUUGUGUCUGUGCACAUGGACUGUAA